Messenger RNA from Pelagomonas calceolata, 825 nucleotides. The record is from the annotation of a GenBank genome assembly. Lineage: Eukaryota; Pelagophyceae; Pelagomonadales; Pelagomonadaceae.
AUGCCGCCAAAAAAAAGAGGCCGCGCGAAGGCCCCGGCCAGGGCCAAACGGCAGGCUAAAAAACGGCCUGCCAAGCAAGCUGCCAAGAAGCCGGCCAAAAAGGCGCCGAAGGAGGACGACGUGCGGAGGAACCGCUGUUUUCUGAUCACCUCGAAGGAUAGCGUCAAAAUCCAGCUGGCCGACGCGAGCGACGGCAGCGACAAUCACGAGACAACCGGACCGAUGGGACUGCUCGAGAACGCAAGGUUAUUUUCCAGGGACGACGAGUGGCAAAAGGAGUUACAGCGAAGCGAUGAGGUGAUACUUCGACACCGAAGCUGCAGCCCGUACUCCUACAUGUCGAGGCAGGACGCCGUGCACUACGCGGCGUCGCGGUUGAUAGAACGCAUCCAAACCUACGGGCGACUCGUGCUCCAACUCCCCGGCGAGUACGUCAAAGAAAAUCGUGGGGGAAUGCACCCCAUACAACGGGACAUCGCCACGACCGAGCCCAAGACAAGAAAUUCUCAGGGCCUCGUGGACACCGUCCACGAGUGGACGCGGACGUACACUUACACUGACAGUGAAGGAUCCUGCGAAUGCGAGGCCAAGUUCACAACCACGGUGACGUCGCUGGUUGAAGCCUGGUUCUCCUGGAGCCCUCGGCGGACCUCGUCGAAUCGUCCGACGACUUUGGCUCGGACUCGGAGUCCGACUGCUAGCAUCGAAUCAAUUAAUAUAUUUGUAUGAACCCUACAAAAAAAAACUCAGGCUCAGGCUAGUUACGUCGCGGGGUUCCCCGUACCCCUCCCGCUCCCCCCGGGCCCACCCGUCCGGCCGGACUAG